AUGGAUAUCGAUAAUAUUCCAUCGGCGCCUGGCAAUCAAAAACCAGUGAUUAGGCCGCAGUUUGUGAAUAAACCGAGCAAUUUUUCCAUUGAUCACAUCUUGAACAGCGCCGGAAGCACCCGUGAUAAAUAUAUGUCCGAUUGUGGUAAACAACAAACGGCCAACGAAUUGCACAAUUUAAACAAUCAACAAAGUGAUCACUUUAUAAUCGAAAGUGAUGUUCAUCAGUAUCCUCCAAUAUUGAAUUGGCUUCAAUAUACACGGUAUAAACCUCCUCGCUUACCACGACCAGUUCGAAAUGGACCAAUCAAACGUACACCUGGACGAUUACCACGGAUUCCAUUCACUCCAUUUCAACUGAAUGAACUGGAAACUGCCUAUAAACGUGCCAAUUACCUAAGUUCAGAAGAUGCAAACAAAUUGGCGAUUCGUCUUGAUUUAACGUGUGUGCGCGUGAAAAUUUGGUUUCAAAAUCGCCGAGCUCGAGAAAGGCGGGAAAAACGAGAAUUAAAUACAACGCCACCAUCGAUUUCGCCCAAUCACAGUCCUUUGCACUGA
Molecule: messenger RNA, 558 nt
Organism: Sitodiplosis mosellana (orange wheat blossom midge)
Lineage: Eukaryota; Metazoa; Arthropoda; Insecta; Diptera; Cecidomyiidae
Product: homeobox protein MSH-D
Exons: 2
Coding region: 1-558 (185 amino acids)
Biological process (GO): regulation of DNA-templated transcription
Molecular function (GO): DNA binding; DNA-binding transcription factor activity, RNA polymerase II-specific
Source: RefSeq, a predicted model, not a curated record